This is a messenger RNA of Oncorhynchus tshawytscha (Chinook salmon), 2128 nucleotides long. RefSeq names its product transcriptional repressor scratch 1-like. NCBI's taxonomy places the organism in Eukaryota, Metazoa, Chordata, Actinopteri, Salmoniformes, Salmonidae. The transcript is spliced from 2 exons. Gene Ontology annotation, molecular function: RNA polymerase II cis-regulatory region sequence-specific DNA binding; DNA-binding transcription factor activity, RNA polymerase II-specific. Bases 230 to 1216 code for a protein of 328 amino acids. Gene Ontology annotation, biological process: regulation of DNA-templated transcription. The record is from RefSeq and is a predicted model, not a curated record.
UUCUGUCCUUUCUGUUUCUCUUCCUUCUGGCAUUCAGACUGAGGCUUUUCAGGCUAUUCAGGCCUGGGAGUUUUAGCAGUGAGGGAAAUCUCAGAGCAUCUUUAAGCAUCCUCCACCACCAUUUUGGUUUUCUUUGACUUGAGGCCUUUUCUACAGGGUGCAGGUCUUUGACUUUUUCCUGUGCAGUUUUGUUCUUCAUAUGUGGUAUUAGGAACAGCCCGUCAAGAAAAUGCCACGUUCCUUUUUGGUGAAGCAACUGAAGGUCCACGAUUUCUCCUCCUCCAAUCAUCCUCAUCAGCAUCACAACGACGGAUCAUACACACUCACACGUGCCAUCACUGAGUCCACCACCAACUUGGCGGUCCAUUUGAGUGAAAAUGGCUACAUCCAGGAUUAUGUCAUCCCCUCAAUAUGCCAGAGCACAAAGGAGCUGGGUUCGAAGCAGCAGACCGGGCUCUCUGUGGGGCCCCUGUACUCUCCGGGAAGCACGGGGAGCAGCGGGGGGGAGGACUACUCUGACCAUGACAUGGAGCAGCCCGACAGCCCCCACUCGAGCGUCACCACCGACUCGGAUAGCAGCAUCUACUACCCAGUGGAUACUUUCCUCAUCUCCGAUGGCCGCUCUCGAAAAAGGGCCAACCACAGGCACCAACACAAGGAAGGUGAAGAGAGAGAUAGCAGUACAGAAGAAAGCUCCACAAGAGCCACAGCGGCUAAGGCUGCCAAAGGGAAUUCCGGGAAAUCCAAGGGACCGGGCCGCCACACGUGUGGCGAAUGUGGCAAGACCUACGCCACCUCAUCCAACCUGAGCCGCCACAAGCAGACGCACCGCAGCCUGGAUGGCCAGCAGGCCAGGACGUGCCCCACGUGCCACAAGGCCUAUGUGUCCAUGCCGGCGCUGGCCAUGCACAUGCUCACCCACGACCUGCGGCACGAGUGCAGCGUGUGCAGCAAGGCGUUCAGCCGGCCGUGGCUGCUGCAGGGUCACAUGCGCUCGCACACGGGCGAAAAACCAUUUGCCUGUGCCCACUGUGGCAAAGCUUUUGCGGACCGCUCCAACCUGCGUGCCCACAUGCAGACGCACUCAGCCUUCAAGCACUAUGAGUGCAAGCACUGCAGCAAGAGCUUUGUACUCAAGUCCUACCUGAACAAGCACUACGAGUCGGCCUGCUUCAAGGGCUCUGGAGACGAAGAGGACUGCUGCUCUGAGGACUGAUCAGGGAUCAGUUUAUUUUCUAUUUCAGCUUAUUUAUCCAGGUCGGUUUCACUGAGAUAACAUCUUCUUACAAGAGAGACCAGGGUUGUGUUCAUUAGGGCAUAUAACAGAAAAUAUUUUAAAAUGCUUCGUAACUGAAAGCGAAAAUGAGGGUUUCUUAUUGGACAAAUCCAGGUAGUCCCUCUCCUUGUUUCAGUCCGAUUUCUUCCAUUCAGUGCCUAAUAAACACAACCCUUGUCAAAGAGAGCACUCCUCAACACUCAUCUUCCUCUUCCUGCCUUUUGGUAGAGAGCAAUAAUAAUGGCAUUGAGGGUUGUUCAAGAACAUAGAAGAUAACUGAUGAUGAAGACUGAAUAACUUAUAUAUUUUUUUCAAUAUUUAUUUUAUGAAUUCUUAUUUAUUUACUUGCAAUAAUUUACAUUCCAGUAUUAUUUUAUAUGCCAAUUAGCUCUUAAUUCCCCUUAAACAUGUCUUCCACAAGAGACAUAUUUGUUUAUUUAUACAUUUUUUAAUUUAUGUAUUUAUUUAUUUAUCAAAUUAUGAAUUGAUUGGUUAUGUUGUGAAUUGAUUUGAUUUAUGAAUUGAACAUCUUAUAAAAUUCUGUAAUAUAUUUCUGAGACUAAGUAGUGCUAUAUCUGAUCUCAUUCACAAUAGUUGUUGAUAUAUUUGUGUUCUACGUAGGAAAUUAUUAAUAUGCCCCUUUGUUUUUGAAUCUAUGCAAAGGAUGUAAUUGUAAGCUACAAUGUGAUAGUCAGACAUGUAAAGACAUGUAAAGUCAAAUUUUUAUACCAUUAUUAAGUAUUGGUACCAUUAAUUAUUUGCCCUAUGUAGGUCUACAAUACAGCUGUUGAAUUUGAAUUGUCCUCAACUUUGUAUGUAAUCAUGAAAAGCCUUGAAAAAAUGCCUUGAACU